Triplophysa rosa is the source of this 3540-nucleotide messenger RNA. It is a transcript of the gene cndp2, whose product is annotated as carnosine dipeptidase 2. Gene Ontology annotation, molecular function: metallodipeptidase activity. Lineage: Eukaryota; Metazoa; Chordata; Actinopteri; Cypriniformes; Nemacheilidae. The transcript is spliced from 12 exons. The record is from RefSeq and is a predicted model, not a curated record. Gene Ontology annotation, biological process: proteolysis. Gene Ontology annotation, cellular component: cytosol. The coding region runs from base 175 to 1599 and encodes 474 amino acids.
UUUUGAAUUGUUUUUCUGCCCAAGUCUCGAGUCGCGUUUUUCACAACGCCACCGGUGGGAAGACAACUUGGCUUGAAAAUAAAACAGUUUAAAUUUGAUACAAUUUUCAUUUUGGAGGCCGGCAAAAAGGUCGGACUGCUUUCGGUCACUGAGUGAUUGGAUCAAAGUUGAACAAUGUCUUACCUGCCAACUCUCUUCAAAUAUGUGGACGAGCACCAGGACCAAUACGUUGAGCGCCUGGCAGAAUGGGUCGCUGUACAGAGCGUGUCUGCAUGGUCAGAAAAACGAGGGGAAAUCAAGAAAAUGAUGGAGAUGGCAGCCAAAGAUAUCGAGAGACUUGGUGGAACUACUGAGAUGGUUGACAUUGGGAUGCAGAAGUUACCAGGAGGUGAGGAGAUCCCUCUUCCUCCGAUAGUUCUGGGCAGACUUGGAUCAGACCCAGGCAAGAAGACUGUGUGCAUCUACGGACACUUAGAUGUUCAACCAGCCAACAUCGAGGAUGGCUGGGACACACCUCCCUUCACUCUGGUGGAAAAAGACGGUAAAAUGUAUGGACGAGGAUCUACUGAUGACAAAGGACCUGUUCUAGCCUGGUUCAACAUCAUUGAGGCCUAUCAGAAGAUUGGACAGGAACUUCCCAUCAAUGUAAAGAUCUGCUUUGAGGGAAUGGAGGAAUCUGGGUCAGAGGGUUUGGACGAGCUGGUUUUCUCCCGAAAAGAUUCUUUCUUUAACAAUGUCGACUACGUCUGCAUCUCUGAUAACUACUGGUUGGGGAAGACCAAGCCUUGCAUUACCUAUGGGCUGAGAGGAAUCUGCUACUUCUUUAUCGAGGUGGAAUGCUGUGAUAAAGAUCUUCACUCGGGAGUGUUUGGAGGAUCUGUUCAUGAGGCCAUGACUGACCUCAUAGCUUUAAUGGGCUCUUUGGUGGAUAGUAAGGGCAAGAUUGUCAUUCCUGGGAUUUACGACGAUGUGGCUAAAUUGACUGAUGAGGAAAAGAAACUCUAUGAGAAGAUUGAGUUUGAUAUGAGAGAAUACGCCAAAGAUGUUGGAGCACAAAAACUGCUACAUGAAACCAAGGAGCAAAUCCUCAUGCACCGCUGGAGAUACCCAUCUCUUUCUCUGCACGGCAUCGAGGGAGCGUUCUCCGAAGCAGGGGCCAAAACUGUGAUCCCUCGUAAAGUCAUCGGCAAGUUCUCUCUCCGCCUGGUACCUGAUAUGGAUCCUAAAGUGGUGGAAAAACAGGUUGUUACUCAUCUGGAAAAGAAGUUUGCGGCAUUGCAGAGUCCCAACAAACUGAAGGCAUACAUGGGGCAUGGAGCCAAAGCCUGGGUGUCUGACUUUAACCAUCCUCACUAUAUGGCGGGCAGGAAAGCUAUGAAAACUGUGUUUGGUGUGGAGCCUGACCUCACCCGUGAGGGAGGAAGUAUCCCCGUGACUCUAACCUUCCAAGAAGCUACGGGACAAAAUGUUAUGCUACUUCCUCUUGGCUCCUCUGACGAUGGAGCUCACUCACAGAAUGAGAAACUCAACAGAUCCAACUAUAUUCAGGGCACCAAGAUGUUGGGAGCUUACUUCUAUGAGGUCUCUCAGCUUAGUUAAAUGGAAUUUCCGGCUCGGCUUGAGUAGGCUGGUAUAUACUGUAUUUAGGGGUUCAAAGAUAUGUAAUACUCAGAUAAGCGUACAGCCCUGGUGGCAUUUAUAUAUUGGUAAGGAAAUGGCGAGUGAAUAUUGCUUGGCAGAUGCUUGUAUUAUUACUGAGCCUUGACAAUCUGGUUGUAUUAAGCAGCUGCAUUGCAUAAGAAAUGCAUUUGAAAUCUGUAUAAAAUAACAAACAUGCAGUUUAAAUCCAAAAAAGCACACCCUGUUCAUUUACUACUGGCCAUAACACCUGUCUUUUUGUGUCUUAAUAUCUUUUUUUGUAAGAUAUGGCUUGCAUUAUUAUGAACUAUGAUGUCAUGUUAUUGGGCAUAAUCUGUUGGCACGCGUAUUGAAUAUGCACACCAUAAAGUGCAAAUGAUGUCAAUAAAUGAAACUUUGAUUACUUAUAUAAAUGCUUACGACUUGUAAAUUUUUAAAUGUAGCCGUGGACAGUCUGAGCUCUAAAAAUGUUUAGUUCACAGUUAAUCUUUGGUACUGCCCUUCACAAAUGCAUCAUUUACUCACCUCAUGUCAUUCGUCUGUGAAGACCAUUUCAAAGAAGUAAACAACACUGGUCCUUAAAGCACUUCCUGUUUUCUUUUUUUUUAUUUCACAUGAAUUAAGUCUUCAUGAUGUUCAUUUAACAUUUUUAUUCGGUUUUAAGUGUUAUGUAGUGUUAAAAAAGUGAAACGGGAAGUAUUUCUGGAAUAGUGUUGUUAGCCUCUUGCAAAAUGGUCUAUGUGACUCUUUUCUUCUGUGGAACACAAAACAAAAUAUUUUGAGUAAUGUCACAGUGGUUUUGUAUUCAAACAAUGAACGUCAGUGAGGUCCAUUGUUGUUUGCUUACCAACGUUCUUCAAAAUAUAUUCUUUUGUGUUCUGGAAAACAAAGUCAUACAUGUUUGGAAUGACAUCAGAGUGACCAAAUGAAGGCAUUUCCAUUUUUAGUUGAACUAUCACUUUGAUUUAAUAUUUUUUUCGCUUAAAUUGUAGAGACACUUUCAUGGAGGGACUGUAUGUGUGAAUAGGUAAAAACAAUCGGUAAACAGACCCCUUUCAUUACCUAUAUGUUUUAAUGUAGUCUUAUUCUUUUUUUUGAACAGUUGACAUCCUUCUUAUUUAGUUUCACAAUAAAUCAUUUAGAAGAGCAUGCGUAAACUAUGCUUGAGUGUGUAUUUACUGUAUGUGCAUGUAAGCUGAUGUCUGGUGCUCACAGGUGGACUGACAUCACACUGGUGGGUCUGCAAUAUGAGCGGUAGGCCACUUUCAUCCCGUACCUACCUCCUCUAUAGCCUCGGGUACCACGCAUCCAUAGCGAAGGGAGGUGAAUGAAUCCAAAUGGACAAACUUGUCUGGUGGCGCUAUUUUCCUAUGACAUUGAGUUUCUAAAUGUGACCAGACAGCCCAUUUCUGCCCUUAAGAUUUUUUUUACUUCUCUCCCUCUCUUCUGCUUCUGUUCGGAACAGCUUUGGCCCAUCUGACAUUUUUUUGAGUGCACCAUGUUGAAAUGCACAUCGGCCUUGUAAGAUAUAGUGGCCUGUGGCAAUGGCUGUCAGUAGGAAGAGAAGCGAAGCAGGAGAAUCUGAAUAUGAAACUGUUUACCGAGCCUUGCCGUGAGGAGCACAGCCACAUUUCAUCAGAACUUACUGGUUUAGAAGAAUGCCAGACCUCGUAGUGAAUGCAGGUUGUCUUACUAUAACCGUGAAAUAGUGUAGCUGGUUUGAUGUUUACAAUGAUUGAUUGUUGUCAUGGGUGUCAAAUCAUUUUUUGCAUGAUUAUGGUUGUGAGAAGAUACAUUUGUUCUUAUGGCAGUUGGUAGAGCAUUGCAUUAGUAGCACCUAAGUUGUGGGUCCCAAGGAACAUACUUAUGAAAUGUAUAGUUUAAAUGUACUGUAAUUUGUUC